AUGUGGAAAUCGGUGGUGGGACACAAUGUUAAUGUAAAGGUGGCUGCAGAAGGGGAUGACUGGGAGACCGACCCUGAUUUUGAGAAUGACGUGUCAGAGCAAGAACAGAGAUGGGGAUCCAAGACUGUGGAGGGGUCUGGCCAUAAAGAGCACAUCAGUGUGGCAGAGCUGAGGCAGAAGGUGUCUCAGGAGUACGAGCAUGUGAAGAAGAAAGAGCAGGCGCUGGCACCCCAGGCCUCCUACGGCUACGGAGGCACAUUUGGAGUGGAGAAGGACCGUAUGGACAAGGGGGCUGUGGGGCAUAGCUAUGUGGCUCAGGUUGAGCAGCACUCAUCACAAACAGAUGCUGCGAGGGGCUUCGGGGGGAAGUUUGGAGUUCAGAAAGACCGUGUGGACAAGUCUGCCAUGGGCUUUGAGUACAAGGGAGAGGUGGAUCAACAUACUUCUCAGAAAGAUUACGCCAAAGGAUUUGGAGGGAAGUAUGGAGUGGAGAAGGAUAAGGUUGACAAAGCUGCCAUGGGUUAUGACUAUAAAGGAGAGACAGAAAAGCACCAGUCCCAAAAAGACUACUCAAAGGGAUUUGGGGGUAAGUUUGGUGUGGAGAAGGAGAAAGUGGACAAGGCUGCUUUGGGUUAUGACUACAAGGGACAGACAGAAAAACAUGAGUCACAGAAAGACUAUUCUAAGGGCUUUGGGGGACGCUUUGGAGUCCAGGAAGACCGCAUGGAUAAGAAUGCAGCAAACUUCACAGAUAUGGAAUCUCCUACCUCAGCCUAUGAGAAGACACAGCCAUUGGAGGCCUCAAGUGCACCUGCUGGUAACUUGAAGGCACGGUUUGAAAACAUGGCCAAGGCAUCAGAUGAAGAGAACAGAAAGCAAGCAGAGGAGGAGAAAGCCAGGAGACAGGCCAGGGAGAAAAGAGAGCAGGAGGAGGCCCGACAAAGACAACAGUCUCAGGUGGAAGAGGAGCCUCCGUGCCUGCCCCCUCGCUCAGCUGACUUGCUGCCGGAGGAGGCCCCCGAGGUCCUAACACCCGUCUUCCCAGAGCCACAGUUGGAGGAAGAUGAUGGAGACUAUGAAGACAUCGCUGAACCACAUGCAGCUGCUGUGGAAAAUGACUAUGAGGAUCUUACAAAUGGCUUGACUGCAGUGGCAAUUUAUGACUACCAAGGAGAGGCUGAUGAUGAGAUAUCUUUCAAUCCGGAUGACAUGAUCACCAACAUAGAGAUGGUGGAUGAGGGGUGGUGGAGGGGACAGUGUCAUGGACGCUUCGGCCUCUUCCCAGCCACCUUUGUGCAGCUGCAGCAGUGA
Hypomesus transpacificus is the source of this 1311-nucleotide messenger RNA. It is a transcript of the gene hcls1, whose product is annotated as hematopoietic cell-specific Lyn substrate 1. Gene Ontology annotation, molecular function: actin filament binding. NCBI's taxonomy places the organism in Eukaryota, Metazoa, Chordata, Actinopteri, Osmeriformes, Osmeridae. The record is from RefSeq and is a predicted model, not a curated record. The transcript is spliced from 13 exons. Gene Ontology annotation, biological process: regulation of actin filament polymerization. The coding region runs from base 1 to 1311 and encodes 436 amino acids. Gene Ontology annotation, cellular component: cortical actin cytoskeleton; plasma membrane; actin filament.